AUGAGAAAAGCCAUUCAAAGAAGAACAGUGGAUUAUAAUUGCUCUAUUGGGAAAUACUUGCAGGAUCGAGUUUGGAUACGAUGCCCAGAAGAGAUCGAAUUCUUACGUCCUAAACCAAAUUUCACCAUAAAUCUUCUACCACCAUUGGCCUAUCCUAAUAAUCCAGUUAAUGCAAUAGCAACAAAAUAUGUACAUACUUCGACCAAUAAAAAUAGAUAUCCAGUUAAUGUUGUCCGAUGGACUCCUGAGGGAAGACGUUUAAUUACAGGAUUAUCAAGUGGUGAAUUUACGCUUUGGAAUGGAUUGACUUUUAAUUUUGAAACUAUUUUACAGGCUCAUGAAUCAGCAGUUCGAGCCAUGAAGUGGUCUCAUAACGAUAAUUGGAUGGUAACAGCAGAUCAUAAAGGUGUCAUAAAAUAUUGGCAGUCUAACAUGAAUAAUCUGAAGAUGAUUGAAGGUCACAAAGAGGCUAUAAGGGAUUUAUCAUUUUCACCAUCCGAUACAAAGUUUGCUACAUGUUCAGAUGAUGGUACAAUCAAAAUAUGGGAUUUCAAUGAAGGGAUUGAAGAAAAGGCAUUAUCAGGACAUGGAUGGGAUGUAAAAACAGUUGAUUGGCAUCCUUAUAAAUCACUUUUAGCAUCUGGUUCUAAAGAUAAUUUGAUUAAAUUUUGGGAUCCAAAAUCAGGGAAAAAUAUUGACACUUUGCAUGGUCACAAAAAUAUGAUUCUUGGUUUACAAUGGAAUAAGAAUGGUAAUUGGUUGGGAACUGCAGCAAAAGAUCAAUUAGUCAAAGUUUAUGAUAUUAGGAUGAUGAAAGAUUUACAAACCUUUCGUGGGCAUAAUAAAGAAGUUUGCAGUAUUUCAUGGCAUCCGUUUCAUGAGAGAUUGGUUGUUACCGGUGGCUCUGAUGGGUGUUUAAUGUUUUGGCUUGUUGGACAAGAAUCAGUGGUUGAAUCAGUUGAAUUUGCUCAUGAUCAAAAUGUUUGGUCACUUGAUUGGCACCCAAUUGGGCAUAUAUUGGUGUCUGGUUCUAAUGAUCACUCCACAAGAUUUUGGACAAGAGCUCGUCCAGGUGAUACUGUACAAGACAAGUAUCAUGUUGGUAGACAAAAGGCUGAAGAACUUGGGUUGAAAGAUGUUGAUGAAGAAGAAGAACAGGAACCAUUGGUUCCAGGAUUAUCAUUUUCAAGAAAUGGCGGUCUGACAACAGGAUAUUUGCCUAUGCCCAUGAAUCCACAGAAUCAUAAUUCAGUGAUGGAAUCACCUUCCUUACCUCCUUUCCAACCACACACACAACAGCAAUUACUACAACAGCAGCAGCAACAAAUACCACCACAACUUCCUCCAUUCCAACCAUCAUCAUCAUCAUCAUCAACACAACAACCAUUAUCACAACAACAACAGCAACAACCAAUAUUACCACAUCAACAUCAACAACAAUUAUCAUCAUCAUCAAUGCCACCACAAAUGCCACCAUUUCAGCCACCAUCACAAUCAAUUCCACAUCAACAACAGCAGCAACCAAUUCCACAAUCAAUCCCACAAUCACAAAUACCAUCAUUUCAACCACAGCCACAAUUUCAAAUAAAUCAACAAUCACCACAAAUGCAACAACAACAACAACAACCAAUGCAACAAAUGUCACAAUUAUUCCAACAUCAAAUGCAAGUGACAUCACAUCAACAAUCAACUUUUCAAUCUUCAACUCAAAAACAACAACAGCAGCAGCAAAAACCACUUCAUCUUCAUCUUCAACAACAACAGCCAUUAUUACCACCACCACAAAUUCAUCAACAACCACAAAUUCAUCAUCAAAAUCAACAAUAG
This is a messenger RNA of Entrophospora sp. SA101, 1827 nucleotides long. NCBI's taxonomy places the organism in Eukaryota, Fungi, Glomeromycota, Glomeromycetes, Entrophosporales, Entrophosporaceae. The record is from the annotation of a GenBank genome assembly.